GUACGAUCUUGCGAGGAAAGGGUUUCUGCAGCUGUGCACUGCGCCACUCCUUGAGGCUAGGUCAAGGACCAGGUCCAACAGUAUAAAAGCCCGUAGCCUCUGUAUGUAGCCUCUUUUUGUCUCGAUCAAGCAACAUUCUAAGAAAGCUGUCAUAGCAUCAUCCAUUCUUUUCAUCUUACCCAUUCCUUCUCUCUCUCCCAAGUCAAUCUUACCUUGUUAUAGUCCAUCUUUUGGGUGUUUCCUUUCUUAUCUAAUGCAUAAUAUGAAGAACCUCUCAGCACUACUGUGCCUCCUGAUGACUGUUGGUCCGGCCUCGGUCCUCGCGGCUCCUGCGCUCGUCCGCAAACAAAUGAACAGCGCCACCCAGGCCGCCUCACGCACAGAUAUCGGUAUCCCCGACGGCCCCGACUUCAACACAAACGACUUCUUCUCUUCCUCCUACCAAGAAGGCCCAAAUCGUCCUGCGCAGGACGACAAUACCCAUGACGUGAAAUCCCACACGCAGGCGCAACACGCGACCACCAUUGGGAUUCCUGAUGGGCCAUACUUUGACACCGGGUCCUUCUACGACGCUACCUACGAGGAGACGACGACGACGACGACGACUCCUACUACUGUUCCGCCACCGGUUCAGGAGGUCCCGACCCCGGCUGCCCCGGUUGAAACUCAGACCUCUUCUACUACUCGUACUCCGUCCUCCACACCCGGUGAGGGAGAGCCAGACGGCAGGGAACCUGAGCCUAAGCCUGAGCCUGAGCCUCAACCUGAACCCGAACCCGAACACACCCCGGCACCUGCUCCGCAACCAGAGCACCAGCCCGAGUCCACAGUUACCGAAGUCCCUCCUCCAGCCCAAACAUGCACAUGCGCUUAGAUGGCGGACUCGACUCGACUCGACUCAACUCGACUCAACUCGACCUCCAGUGGAGCUUUGGUUUUGGUUUGUUUCCCGGAACCCAAGGGCACGACCGACUAACUAACUAACUAACUAACUAUGAUACGAUGUCUUGAUUCAUUCUUUCAUUCAUGUGCACAAAGUUUACUAUUAUGUUUCUUUAGUUUGAUUCCGGCUUUGGUUUGGAUUCCUCUCGUCAUGCUAUGUUCUAUCUAGCCUUUUUUUUUUGUAUGUAUGUAUGUAUGUAUGUACUGUGUGUGUAGGUUUUAAUUAAUGGUUAUGGGUUAUGGGUUAGG
Messenger RNA from Aspergillus ochraceoroseus IBT 24754, 1191 nucleotides. Its product is annotated as putative cell wall protein. Bases 263 to 874 code for a protein of 203 amino acids. The transcript has a single exon. The record is from RefSeq and is a predicted model, not a curated record. NCBI's taxonomy places the organism in Eukaryota, Fungi, Ascomycota, Eurotiomycetes, Eurotiales, Aspergillaceae.